Molecule: messenger RNA, 288 nt
Organism: Necator americanus (New World hookworm)
Lineage: Eukaryota; Metazoa; Nematoda; Chromadorea; Rhabditida; Ancylostomatidae
Exons: 1
Coding region: 1-288 (95 amino acids)
Source: RefSeq, a predicted model, not a curated record
AUGUAUCGAAAGCAAAACAGAUGGGCCAGUCACAUCAUGAGAAGAAUCGACGAUAGAUGGACUAAAAGAACGCUAGAGGGGAUCCCAAGGGACGCUAAACGCCCCCGAGGGAGACCCCCAACGAGAUGGGGUGACGUGUUCGCUGCAAGGAUGGACCAGCUGAGAGCUCAGCUGGAUACGGCUCAAGGACCUCGUCAACGUCACUCACGAAGCUUGAGAACAUCUUGGAUGACAAUGGCGAGGGAACGAAACGAGUGGAAGAGAUGCUGGGGCCCGCACGUCGAGUGA